AUGACACAGUGGAUGCUGCACAGAAUCACUUCUACAGCAUCAGCAGGCAGCGAACCUCCAUCCUCCUCAUUAUCCCUCUCUCUUUCUCUCUUUUUUCUCCUCAUUUGCCUUUCCUCCUCUCACCACCACCCUUGCUCUCUCUUUUCUCUUCCUUCUCCUCCUCCUCGGACAGACACACAGGCCUGCUCAGGCACUCUGCAGCAGAGGACACACACGCAUGCCAGCAGGAAUAGCAGCAGCAGCAGCAGCAGGCAGACUGGCUUUCUCUCCUCCUCUCACUACCUCACAUCUUCUACCUCACCACUUUCAUCUUUCCUGUCUUUCCAAUAUUUUCUCGUCCUCUCACUCCUUUUCUUCUUUCUUAAAACCCGUCUUUCUCCUCCCUCUCCAAAUCUCAUCUCCAUCUCCGCUUCUCACCUCUUCUGCUUCCGGCUGGCUGGUUUUGCAGGAUGCCUUGUUCCAGGCCACUCCGCUAGGCCCCAGCAGCAUGGGCGCAGCCUGGGCAGGGAGAGAGAGCACGGAUCGGACCCUUCCCCUCAGGACGGGUGCGCUGGCGGGUCACCCUACCUCAGCUUCAGAUGGGCGAGGACGCUGAGAGCCCCAAAAUCAACCACACCUUCCUGCGAGACUACGUCACAGAAGCUGAUGUCAUCUCUACAGUGGAGUUCAACCAGACAGGGGACCUGCUGGCCACUGGGGAUAAAGGUGGCCGAGUGGUCAUCUUUCAGAGAGAGACAGAUUCUAAAGGGGAGUCCGAGGAGGUGGGGGAGACAGGGGACUCUGGGGAAUACAAUGUCUACAGCACAUUCCAGAGCCACGAGCCGGACUUUGACUACCUGAAGAGUCUGGAGAUUGAAGAGAAAAUCAACAAGAUCAGAUGGCUGCCACAGCAGAAUGCAGCACAUUUCCUCCUCUCCACCAAUGAUAAGACCAUUAAACUGUGGAAGGUGAGUGAGAGAGACAAGAGACCAGAGGGAUACAAUCUGAAAGAUGAGGAGGGACGGCUCAAGGACAUCUCCACCAUCACCUCUCUGCAGGUGCCGGUGCUGAGACCCACAGAUCUGAUGGUGGAGGUUCGUCCCAGACGUGUGUUCUCAAACGGACAUACCUACCAUGUCAACUCCAUCUCGGUCAACAGCGACGGGGAGACCUACCUGUCUGCUGAUGACCUCCGCAUCAAUAUGUGGAACCUGGGCAUCACAGACCGCAGUUUCAAUAUUGUUGACAUAAAACCAGCCAACAUGGAGGAUCUGACGGAGGUGAUAACGGCAGCGGAGUUCCACCCCCACCACUGCCACCUGUUUGUGUACAGCAGCAGCAAGGGGACCCUGCGCCUCUGUGACAUGAGAUCUUCCGCUCUCUGUGACAGACACACCAAAUUGUUCGAGGAACCUGAGGAUCCCGGGAGUCGGUCCUUCUUCUCUGAGAUUAUUUCCUCUGUGUCGGACGUCAAGUUCAGCCACAGUGGACGUUACCUGCUGACCAGAGACUACCUCACCGCCAAGGUGUGGGACCUGAACAUGGACAAGGGGCCUGUGGAGACAUACCAGGUCCAUGAAUACCUGAGGAGUAAGCUGUGUUCCCUCUAUGAAAACGACUGCAUCUUCGACAAGUUUGAGUGUGUUUGGAACAGCUCAGACAGCGUGAUCAUGACAGGGGCGUACAACAGCUUCUUCCGGAUGUUUGACAGGGAGACGGGGCGAGGCGUAACCCUGGAGGCUUGGCGAGAAAGUAGCAAACCUCGGGCAGUGCUGCGGACCAGACGUGUGUAUAGCGGCGGUAAGCGUCGCCGCGGAGAUGUCGGCGUUGAUAGCCUGGACUUUACCAAGAAAAUCCUGCACAUGGCUUGGCACCCAUCUGAGAACAUCAUUGCCAUAGCAGCCACCAAUAACCUGUACAUCUUCCAGGACCGUGUCAACCCUGAGACGCAGUUACAGUGACAGAGAUGGGAUUAUGGACAAUUACAGACACAAAGAAGUACAAACAGUGACCCAAAUAUAUUUGGAUGUUUUACUGACGACGUUGGAAGUGGACACCCUCUAUAAGAUGAUUAAGUAAAAAGAAAGCUGUUUCACAUCCGGAGAUGCAACAUCUGUUUGUGUUGUAAGGUCGGAAAAAUAAUAUAAUCACAAGACUGUUAGUGUAUUUGUUCAACACUGAGAUAAGUUGACGACUCCAGAACCCAUCAGGACAUGUUUUUGGUUCCACUUCUCCCAUUUUUAGAUCUGCUCCACUGUAGGGGCACUAAAAGAGGUGCGGGGACACCUCUCCAUCUGUAAUGACUCCGUGCUGUUGACCACACAAUGUUGCACUCCUCACUGAUGUGCUCUGGUAUCUUUGGACACCAUAUAUAAAGUAGGAGAAUGGUAGUAACAGAGAGGGAAUGAGAUGACGGAUUCACAAUUAUUUUGCCAGACAUUUAACUGAGUGAUUUUAUUAUACAGCUCUUCACAACAACAUCCUGAACCCCUUCUUUUCUCUCUAUCGGGUGACAACAGCAACCGAACCUCUCCUUUUAGAGCAGUGCUCUUGGAGAUAUAAUUCAUAAAUACCCCAUAAUUUUUGCCAUAUCCACUUUGCAAUAAUAGCACUAACGAAAACACAGUGCAGCAGUAUUCCUGCUUUAAGAUAUUGGCUCUUCUUCUACAGGUAUACACUAUAUUUACUCUUAGCUGUAAAUAUUCAAUGUUCUUUUUUUAAGGUGGAACCAAUUUUGGAUCCAGACAGCUAAAGGAUGCAUUUUUUGUCUAGUUAGUACACUGCAUAUAAACCAGGGAUCUAAUGUAUAGAAGGAUUGCAGAGUUUCACUAUUUCUGUUAAAGACUCGAUGAAGGGGCUUCUUUUUGUAGCAGUACAUAGACAGGUAUUUCUGGCUCUGGCCAGCUAGGGUUGAAUUGUGCACAAACCAACAUUCACAGUUUUGUUGUGUAUAUAAAGCCCAUGUUAGUUUUGAUUAACGUCCCAUUCUUGCCUACACACCUGUGCUGUAAAUUACAGAAAAUGAGAGCGACAGUGUGUGUGUCGAAGUGAGUCUGAUUUGUGAUUCCUUCUAAAAUAGACAAUUAUUGAAUUUAUGCUGAGUGUUAUGCUCAUUUAAAAUGGGCAUCAGCAGAUUUGGAAGAGGUCUCUUGGAAUCAAAGAAAGGUUGGAAUCAAGGCAUUUGUUUUAGAUGAGGCUCCUGAUUGAACUAAUCAACGUUUUGAUGAGGGAGUUUGUGUCCAGUGUAUUUGAAGGUCAAAGGUUAUCAUCAGUGCAAUAGGUUAUUAUGUACAUUGCGAAAAAUUACUUUAGCAUUCAAACCAUGUCUUGUGAAAUGAUCAUGUAACAAAUUGGUAAUGUUAUUAUAGCAUAUACCUCACAGUGCCACAUGCAACUCUGAAGAGGAUAGCUUAGGAUGUAAAGCAUUAAGGCGAUGUCUGUGUUGGACUAAAUUCUGUGACUUGGUCAAUAUUUGAUUGUUUACAGUGAAGUGCAUUGUUCUCAAGUGGCCUUGGCCCAGGGGGAAUUAGAAAAUCAGUGCAGAUGUGAAGGUUGCACUUUCCAGUACUGAUGAAUAAACCACAGUUUCAAGGUGUAAACCUUAGUCCCAGAGAAAAGAAGGAAAGUGUCAGUAUGUUUUACUUGUUUGCGCUCUCCUCACUACUCUCCUCCUUUUGUUUCAAAGUCCCAGAUAUUUAUGUUCUGCUGCUAUGUUUUGGUCUUCACUGUCCUCCAGUGUUGUUGAAUGCAGAAGCGGUCUUGCUCUGAUUGGUUUAACAAAGUGUAAAACACAACAAAAUCCACAAUGACACGACAGGCCACCUGAGGCAUUAUACUAGGUCCAACUCUCAGUCCUCCUAUGGUGAGCGGUAGUUUAGAGCAAGUCAGCUGUAAUCACAUCAGAACCAUCAUCACCACAUGCAAUCUGUGAAAGGGUUUGUGUUCAGGAGCACAGCAGCUGCAUGUUGCCAUUACUCAAUGCUACUAGCGUGUAUAUCUAUCAUAAUUUUAAAAAGAAAAGUCUAACAUGAAAAAAACACAACUCAAAUGAGGUGAAUGAAAGGAAUGUGCAUUAAUAAAAUAACAUGAAAUCUGACAAAGUAAUGUAUUGGAUCGUUUUAUGUCUUUGUGUAUAUAUUCAUUGGACAUUUUAUUUUUUCAUCAAUGAAAUACUUUCAGACUAUGAACCUGAAAAAAGCAUCCGUGUGGAAGUUUUGUUUGAAAGACAAGCACUUUAUUACUCAUUGCACGCUCCCAUAAGCUCCAUUACUGAAUAAAGAAGGCACUCAUUCACAGUA
Molecule: messenger RNA, 4277 nt
Organism: Gymnodraco acuticeps
Lineage: Eukaryota; Metazoa; Chordata; Actinopteri; Perciformes; Bathydraconidae
Gene: ppp2r2ca
Product: protein phosphatase 2, regulatory subunit B, gamma a
Exons: 10
Coding region: 579-1940 (453 amino acids)
Biological process (GO): peptidyl-serine dephosphorylation
Cellular component (GO): cytosol; protein phosphatase type 2A complex
Molecular function (GO): protein binding; protein phosphatase regulator activity
Source: RefSeq, a predicted model, not a curated record